Boleophthalmus pectinirostris (great blue-spotted mudskipper) is the source of this 4358-nucleotide messenger RNA. RefSeq names its product RNA binding motif protein 15B (gene rbm15b). Bases 333 to 2822 code for a protein of 829 amino acids. Gene Ontology annotation, molecular function: mRNA binding. Gene Ontology annotation, cellular component: nucleus. Gene Ontology annotation, biological process: regulation of alternative mRNA splicing, via spliceosome. The transcript has a single exon. NCBI's taxonomy places the organism in Eukaryota, Metazoa, Chordata, Actinopteri, Gobiiformes, Gobiidae. The record is from RefSeq and is a predicted model, not a curated record.
GGGAAAAAAAAAAAAAAAUCAUCAUAUCACGUACGUAACGUCAUACGUCGAUUGAACUGCGUCACCCUAGGCCCCUCCUACCUAAGGGAGAGCGCACAUUCCUAUUGUCCAAGAUGGCGGCGUCGGUGCAGAAACCGAGAUGCUGACAUGUUUUUAACCUAUUUUAUAUUUUUAGUCGGACAUUUAUGCACGAUUUUUCUUUGCUUAGUGGCUCUUUUUGUCCCAGUAAACCUUUGUGGCCAUUGUGGUUUUGUUAACACGCCUGGAAUCCGCUCUCCGGGAAGGAUUCCCAUCCGAACACCGAAAAGUUUGAGCUCCAUCCUCCUUUGAAAAUGAAGAGGCAGGCCGCAAGAGAGACUAGUCCGUCCAGGGCCAUUGCGAAGCGGAUGCGAGAAAGGGAACGAGAAAGUGCACGGAGAGAUGAGCUGCCACCGCCACCACUGGCUCUGCUGCUGGCAGAGAGCCGAGGGUAUCACCGCCGGAGCCGUAGCAGGGAACGAGAGAAGCCGCGGAUCAGGGAGGAGCGUGCGGCCGCUCUGGAGCUCCACCACCGCCAUGAACUCAGCCUCCUUGGACGCCCUCCUCUAAGAACCACCGCUGCGGAGCUCCCCGCGGCCAGACCUGCAACUCUGGAGUACAAAACACUGCUCAUCAGUAACCUCGGUUCACAAGUAUCGGACGAGGACGUAGAGGACACGCUUUUUCAUGAGUUCAAAAAGUUCGGGGACGUUAGCGUAAAGCUAUCUCACACACCGGAGCUGGGCCGGAUCGCCUAUGUGAAUUUUCGUCAUCCUGAGGAUGCUAAGGAGGCCAGGCACGCAAAAUCUUCCAGGUUGAUGUUGGGGGAUCGCCAGUUAAAAAUUGAACCUAUGUACGUAAGAAAACGUAGUGUGACACCGCCAGAGGUGGGUUAUCUACCCCUGCACGCCCCUUACCCCUAUAGACAACGCUCUCUAUCACCUCCCGGUCCUGGUGUGAGCAGCAUGAGAGAUCUACGAGCCAGGCAUUAUGCUUUAGAGACUUUAGGACUGAGUAGAGAGAGGGAAAGGCUUUUAGAUUACUAUGGCAUGUUGGAUGAGAGGGGCAGACCCUAUGGCUUCCCUCCAGUGCCAGUGGUGGAGGAUUUGAAGCCAGAGGACGACCAGCGUGCCACCAGUAACCUUUUUAUUGGGAAUUUAGAUGGAAAUGUCACUGAAGCCGAGUUAAGAAGAGGUUUUGACAAGUAUGGCAUUAUUGAAGAUGUUGUAAUUAAACGACCUGCACGUGGACAAGGUGGGGCAUAUGCAUUUGUCAAAUUUCAGAACCUUGAUAUGGCCCAUCGAGCUAAAGUAGCUAUGCAGGGACGCUUAAUAGGAGGGAACCCUAUAAAAAUUGGUUAUGGUAAAGCUAACCCCACAACCCGGCUCUGGGUGGGAGGUCUUGGACCUGGUAACUCACUAGCGGCUCUGGCCCGAGAAUUUGACCGUUUUGGGAGUAUUAGAAAUAUAGACUAUGUUAAAGGGGACAGUUUUGCUUACAUUCAGUAUGAGAGUUUGGAUGCUGCUCAAGCUGCAUGCACACAGAUGAGAGGUUUCCCUUUGGGAGGCCCUGAGCGGCGCCUCAGAGUUGACUUUGCAAAGGUGGAAGAGAGUCCAUCCCGUCCAUUUCCAGCUGGUUACCAGCCUGCUGUUGCACUCCCUUCCCAUUAUGAGCUCCUUGGUGAGGCAUACAGCCGCCAUCGCAGCCUGGAAAGAGAGUUACGAGGCAGCCGGGACCGCUCCUCCCCACCAGCACACAGCCUCCUGUCCCAGAGAGAGCGAGACAGGGCCCUGCUGGACAGGGACUUCCCCAGCAGCCCCACACGGAGCCUAGAGAGGAGAGCAGAGGCAUUCGGCAGGAGGAGGAGUCGGAGCCGCAGUCGAGAACGCUGGUUAAAGGAGCGGGAGGAGAGGAGGAAUCGUAGGAGAAGCAGGAGCUUGUCCCCUGAUCGGCAGGCUGAGGAGCGUGAGCGGGACCGCGACAAAGACAGGGGGAGGUCCAGGCUCCGGGGGCAAGGAGGGAUGCUAUCUCCUGAUGCCAGCCCUGACAGAGCACGUGUCCGUGCCCCAGAUUCCACUACCGAACCCAGGGACCACACUCCAGACAGUGGUAGGGCAGGUCACUCUCUCACCAAUGAUGACGAGCCACCCUCCAGUCGCCACCACAGCAAACGGACCUCUAGUGACCUCAGCAACCACCACCAUCGAUCCAGUGAGUCUGCAAACUCUCCUGCACGACACACCGACACCCACGCCUCGCCCACAACAUUGUCUGACUUUGCACAGGCAACGCUUGCCAAAAUGUGGCACGGUUUCUUUGCCCUGAAGAACAGCAGCUUUCCUACCAACCUGUACAUGUUGGAUGGCGGGACCUCUUUCUUCAAUAACAUCAUGAAGGAUAGUUUGAAACAGCUGAGCCAGAACCAGCCCAGUCAGCUUAAGAUUGCCCAACGGUUGCGCAUGGACCAGACCCGUCUGGAUGAAGUGUCACGGCGCAUUAAACUGGGCCGUCCGGAUGGUUUUGCUGUUCUCCUCGCACUCCAGGGCCCAGUGGACCGCCAGGCUCCUGCCCCAGAGCCCGGGCUCCAGGUGCGUCUUCUCCGCCACCUGGUCACAUAUCUGCGCAACAAGGAAGCAGCAGGGGUGGUGAGUUUGCCUGCUGCUAAUGAUGGGGGUGUUGGGGCCAUGCUGUAUGCUUUUCCUCCUGGAGAGUUCUCCCAACAGUUCCUCCAGGUGGCCAAAAGGACUGUGGGUAAUCUGGAGGAGGAGCACAUGGUUAUUGUGAUUGUCAGUGACACUAAUUGAAUUGUAAAUGUAGAGAAGUGUAGUCCAAGAGCCAAAACAAGGCUACAAAAUACUUCCAUAUAGUUUUUAGUAGAUGCAUUUUAUUAUUUGAUUCGUUUUUGUAGGAUGUUGACACUACAUCCAUGUUUAUGACCUGUCAUGUUAGGGAAUUUUAGAUUCAAACUACGAAAGACAAUAUAUGCUCGCUGCACAUUUUCUGUAACAUACAACACUAAAUCUGAUUAUUGAUGUGCUUGUUUACUUUUUCUGAAAUUGACCUUACCAAGAUGUUAUAUAUAUAUAUAUAUCUAUAUAUUAUAUUUACUCAAUGGGACUGGAUAUUAUUCCGGUGGAUUGUACUGUAAAGAUGCUCUAAGCACCAGUCGCCAUGGCCAAUUGACCGUCCCUGUGAGUGUACAUUAGACAUAGGUAGUGUUUUUAACUAUUGGACCAUUCCUCUUAAGUUUUUGUGUGGUAUGUUUUUGCAUGCAGGAAUAUGUCUCUUUGGUCUGUUAAAUGUAGCUUCCAGUUACUGUAAACACUAAUAUGGACUUUCUACAAACUUAGUGUCAUGGUGCAAGUUGUAUUACUAUAAACUUUUUAUGUUUAUUAUUCAGUAACCGAUACAUGACUCCAUCCAUUUUCUAUCCCGCCAUGUUUUAGUUUAUUAUUUUAUAUUACUUUCCAAUUUACAGUUACUGAAUAUCAACGCCACAGUAAGGGAAAAGGCAUGUUCAAAGUUAUACUUUUGUGCUAUUUUAUUUAUCAUUUAAAACUACAGUCUUUCUCCAAUUAUAAUAAUUAGGUAUGUAUUUGUUAAAACAUUUGACAAAACGGAUCAAAUAUUGAAAUGAAAUGGUCUGUUAUCUGGCAGAAGUAUUUAUCACCAUAUACAACUUUUGACACUACUUCACCAUUGAUGUGCCUGAUUUACAGAGAUGGAUGAGCAUUUUUUCUUUACCUGAGUAAGAAUACAGUUGACUAAACAGAAGUAUAGAAAUAGGUGAGCAGAAAAGUAAUGAUCUAAAUAAUGAAAUGUUUUUUUGUUGUUAUUUUGCUCACUAACGGUCGAAAUAAUAGUUCUCAUGUACAAGUUAACCACAAUUUCUUGAGCAAGCCUUUUAAGUAAAUGCACCUCAUUACUAUGUUGUGUCUCAAAGUACUUUACGAUCAAUCAGUUUUUGUUGCCCUUAACAUAACAUGUUUUAUCAAUACUGUAGCUUUCUUAUUUGGCAAUUCAUGUAUAUGUCUAACUGACAAAGCAAAACACUGUUGUAUAUGACCUGGAUUAUGUGGUGUGGUUUACUCACUAAUACACUGUGUAACAAAUAUGAUUUUCUAUGAGCCCCCGAUUUCCAUGUGUUUGAAGAAUGAUGGUGUUGCCCUAGAGACCACUGUCGUUAGCUAACAUGCAACCAUGUCAAUCAAAACCAGUUACAACCAUUACAAUUCAAACCAAUGUGACAACAGUGUCUCCAUGUGGUUUUGUUUCUGUCUCAAGGGACAUGUAUAGUGUAUUGGGAAAAAAAGUGUAAUAAAACAUUUUAUGAUUUCUUA